CUCACGUGCGUCACAUAUGUCGAAAUAAACUCGCUUUGUUCAUUUUGUAAACUUCCAUUCAUUUAUAUACGGAGUUUAUAACCGUGUCCGUCGUUUAGUACAAGAUUUCUGUUGAAUUUAGAUCGUACAAUGUAUUGGAAGUUUCAUGCUGCGCCUUCAGCAAGAGUAGCUGAGCUCCUAAAUAAAGAGGAUGUCACAUUAGAAGAAUUGUUGGAUGAAGAGGAUAUCAUACAAGAAUGCAAAGCUCAAAAUAGCAAUGUGAUAGACUUUCUGGUGCAGCCCGAGGUGAUGAUGGCGCUCGUGUCUCACAUGGUGACCGAGCCGGACCCGACCGGCGACGUGGCCUCCCAGUACCGCUACGCCAACAUGGCCUCGGAGAUCGUCACGUGCAACGUGCCGGCCAUUAUCGACCAGCUGGCUGGCGAGCGGCCGCUGCUGCGGCGGCUCUACAGCCUGCUGGAGUGUGAGCCGCCGCUGAACCCGCUGCUGGCCAGCUACUUCAGCCGCACGCUGGCGCUGCUCAUCGUACGGCGGCCCGGCCAGAGCUGGUACUCGUAUCAAUUCAACUGCCUCCAGGUGUUAGAAUUUCUCAAGUCGAUGGACACGUUCAUUGACCUGGUGCUGCGCCACCUGGGCACGUCUGCAAUCAUGGACCUCACGUGCAAUCUCAUCUCGGGCAUCGAGGCGCCAGAGUAUCGCCAGAAUGCGCUCAAUUGGCUCAACGACCAGCGGCUGGUGCAGCGGCUGGCCGAGCUGAUGGCCGAUGGAGAGCACCCCGACCGGCAGGCCAACGCCGGACAGGUCAUCAUGUCGGUGGUGAGCUGCGCGCGCCAGAUGGCCCAGCAGCUCGGCCCCGGAGAGAAGGAGCCCAACCCGCUCGUCUCCACCAUCGAAACGACGGAGUUUGUGUCGUCGGUGCUGGACGGCGUGCUGGGCCCGGCGCGCACCGAGGCCGGCCUGGUGAACGCGUUCCUGGUGUUGCGGCUGCUGCUGGACACGGGCCGGCCCGGCGCGCCCUACGCCCAAAACGAGGCUGACGAGGAGGUGCCGCCGGAGGAGCCGGCCAGCGUGCAGGCCGUGGCGGACGCGCUGCUGCCGCGGCUGGCCGACUGUCACCGGCUGCUGCUGGAGCCGCCGCCGCGGCCCGCCGUGCCCACCACGUGCGGCCGCCUGGAGCCGCCGCUGGGCGCCACACGGCUGCAGGUGGCGCGUCUGACCACGGCGCUGCUGGCCGCCAACCGGCACCCGGUCAACUGCCGGCUGGCGCAGCUCGGCACCAUCGACCUGCUCCUGGACCUGUUCUUCCAGUACACGCUAAACAACUUCCUUCACUCGCAAGUAGAGCAAAGUAUCGCGCUCAUCCUAGAGGCUGAGCCACAGGAAAGUGAAGAAGGCAAGAGUUGCCACCCACUUCUAGUACAUAUUUUCACAAAGACAAAGCUAGUGCAGAGGAUACUUCAGGGCAUGGAGGAGCCUCAGACAAACGGCGAAUCGUCCGAACAAAAACGGCGGUGUUUCCGCUCAUCGCGCGCGUACUGCGGCCACCUGGUGAAUAUGGCCAACAAGGUGUGCUCGGCGGCCGAGGAGGGGCCCAACGUGCAGCUGGUGCGCGAGCAGCUGGACGCCCUGCCCGACGACAUACGAGCCAGCUGGCAGGCCUUCAAGGAGGCCAAGCUGCACAGGAUCAAUGAACAGAACAAGCCGGUGUUGCCGGAGACCAAGCAGGAGACUGCCAGCGAGUCCGACUACCGACAGGUGACCGAGGCUCAGCAGGCCACCAUCCUCAGGACGUUCCACAACUUCCAGCUGCUGCACGCGAGUACGGCCGGCGCCGACGGGCAGGGCGCCGACGACCUGGGCGACGACGACGGCUACAACGACAUCGGAGACGGCCUCAGCGCGUCGCCGGACGAGGUGACUCCAGUCGGCCUGCUGUCUCUGGACGCCGGCGGCGACGGCCGGCCGUCGGCGGUCGACCUGUUCGCGGCCGCCAGCGAGGCGGACCCGUGGCCGGCGCGGCGCACGGCCAGCCUGGAGCCAUGCCACAGCAGCUCGGAUGAGGACGACGAGUCGGACGAGGGCGGCGCAGGCGACGACAGCGCGCCGGCGCAUAUCUCCAUGGAGGUAGACACGAGCGACCCGUGGGCCGCCGCUACUGCUACCGACUCACCGCAGGUGGCCAUGGAGACCAAUAUGUGGGAGGAGGCGCCCCCGGCAGCGGCGCCGGCCGCCGGAGACGCGGCGGAGACCGCACAGUGGCCUGCCUUCCAGUCGCAGUCCGACGCGGUCACGGCAGCGCCGCAGAGCACAGAAUCCUCGGCCGGUACCGGCUCGACCACCGAGCAGCCUUCAGCGUUCCACGCGAACUUCGAGGCGGCGUUCUCAAACACGUGCGCCGUCCAGGAGGAUGGCCAGGUGUCGUCGGACGCGCCGGCACCGCCCGGCCGGCCCGAGUCACUGCAGCUCAGCGCAGGCGCCGGCUCCAUGGAGGUGCAGCCCGAGCUGCUGGUGGCGGAGCCGGUGACGCCGCCGGCCGACCGGCCAGAGUCUCCGCACGAGCUGAACUCGACGGGAGGCGACUUCACUCCGCUCUUCCACGAGUCUUCCGUGACGGCGGAGUCCGCGGCGGCGACGUCCGAGGCGGGGGACGGUAGCGGGGAGUCGCCGCUCUCCGAACCGACGGAGCAGCUGGCCGACAACUACAGCUUCCUGACGUCGCAGGGUCUGAUGAACGGCUCUGCGUCCGAGGGCGAGGAGGGCGGAGAGCCGGAGCCGACUGCCGAGCUAGCCGCCGCCAGCCGGACCGCCGACCUGCCCAGCCCGUCGAAGGUGGCGGCCGCGGAGCCGGCGGCGCCGCAGUCGGAGCCGCACGUACCGGCCUGAGCGGCUUCCGGAGCAGCGCGGGCCACCCACAGAGAGCGUGAGAGCGGGCUCAUCAGUCGGCCACUAGCACAGCAAUACACACACUGACAGAUAUACGGGGCGCAGCUGCCGCCUCCGCCGCCUCCGCCGUCGAGCCGAGCCGAGACGAGACGAGACGAACCGAUUGCGAGAGUGACUGACCGGGUGAUUGGGCGUGUGAGUGUGAGUGUGAGAGGGCGAGAGCCAGCGAGCUGUGAGAUUGAGAAAGAGAGCUGUCCAACUACGCUGUGAUACGCCGCGCUCCCGUCGCAGAGGCCGCCGGGUAGCGCCAGUCCCGCGCACAGACACACAAACAGACAUACCUACACACAAACACACACACACACACACACAGGUACACCCACGGAGACAUGACAGGCGGCCGGCGCCCCCGGCCGGCGCCCCCGGCCGCGCGCGCCCGUCCCGGCCGCCGCCGUCACUCCCACCCGACUCUGUAUAAAGUGUAGUUUUAACGCCUGACAAUGGUGCCAGCGAGGCGCAGCGGGGAGUGGGCGCGCGCGGCCGGCGCCGCGCCGCCUCGGCUACAAUCAUGUCGCAUAAUUGAGCCGGGCCGGCCGAGUGACGCGCGCCCCCCGGCAACAGUUUUAACCGGUUUUCGUUUGUGUGCGGACGGCGGUGACGGCGCCGCCGACACAGUCUGAACAUUCCAGGAGGGUGCGGGUAGCGCCGGCCGGUGCGCCGGCCGCCCGACCUGACCUGACCUGACCCCGCCCCGGCGGCUCGCGACUCGACCUGAAGUGACCUCACGUCCGGCCGCGGCCGCCGCCGCCGCGCCGCGCCGCGCCGCUGAUGAUGUGUCGCUCGCCACCCCAUGAGAACUCCACUUGCCACUCUCUGUAUGCAUUUUACUGGGUAUCGCGGGUCCAACGCUUGGCGCUGGGAAGCGACGCGGGCAGUGGUCCCGGCGAGCAGCGUGCCUUUUGCCUGCCCCCGACUCUGACAGCGCUUGCCUUCCCCUUCCUCCCCGUCCCGUCCUGACCCCUCCCUCCCCUGUCUGUCCGUCUCUCGUCUAUCCAACUCACCUGAGCCGCUGGCCAGGCCCGCCGCCGCCGCCGCCCGUGCGCUGAGCGGGGCGGCUCGGGCGGCACGGCGGGCCUGUCGGGCGGACAGCUCCCAUUGGAUGAAGCGGGUGGAAGCUGCUGAAAAUGUACCUUGUACAAAUGUUAAUAUAUUGUAGCCAGUG
Amphibalanus amphitrite is the source of this 4105-nucleotide messenger RNA. RefSeq names its product serine/threonine-protein phosphatase 6 regulatory subunit 3-like. Lineage: Eukaryota; Metazoa; Arthropoda; Thecostraca; Balanomorpha; Balanidae. Bases 130 to 2883 code for a protein of 917 amino acids. Gene Ontology annotation, molecular function: protein phosphatase binding; protein phosphatase regulator activity. Gene Ontology annotation, cellular component: nucleus; cytosol. The transcript is spliced from 17 exons. The record is from RefSeq and is a predicted model, not a curated record.